CUUCAACUCAGCACUAAUGACGUAUUGCAUGUAGGCGGGGUUAGACGGUCUGCAGACUUUGCCCGGAAACCCGGCACAAUCAGCUGUCAUACGUCCCGAUAUUAAAAAUGGCAAGAAACAGAUCUUGCACUAUAGUAGAGUAUUUUGGUGGGGAUGAUGGUCACUGCUGUGGUUACUGUAAAAAUGAAAAGGGAAACGUUUCUCAUGGAAUGUGGUCUCACACCAUGACAGUACAAGACUAUCAAGACCUGAUAGAUCGAGGAUGGAGAAGAAGUGGGAAAUAUGUCUACAAGCCCAUAAUGAACAGGACAUGCUGUCCCCAGUAUACCAUCAGAUGUCAUGCACUGAAAUUCCAGCCUUCCAAAUCCCACAAGAAAAUCCUGAAGAAGAUGAGUAAAUUCCUUUCCAAAGGACAGUUACCAAAGGAACAGGAUGAUGAUGAGCCAAUGGACUCGGUGUGUAAAGAAGCAGGUCCACGGGCACCUGGUGAAGCCAUUCACUCAGAAGUGAAGUGUACUCCUAUCACAGACAUUCAUAAAGAGGAAGCAGAGUGUCCUGCUGUCACAGAGGUUCAGGCGGAGAUAGCGGAUGCCACACCAACAGACUCAAAAACUUUAGGAAAGGAUUCAGCGUCUGUCCCGGAUGGGAGAACAAUAGCCACAGCUCCCAGACCAGGGAUGGGAGCCGAUCCCAGCCGGCCGCCGUGUCGGAAGGCCAAAGACUUGAGGAAGGAGCGACAUCUUCAGAAAGAGCAGAUGAGACAAGAUGCUGAUGGGGUCUCUUCCACUGUCUCUCCGCCCCCACCCACUCCCAUGCAGACCAACCAAUCCAAAUCCUUCGAAGAUUUCAUUACUGAUUCGUUGCCUGACAACUCCAGUCAUUGCCUUGAGGUGAGGCUAGUGCGCUCCAGUCCCCCUAGCCCACAGUUCAAAGCCUCAUUUGAUGCCUCCUACCAGGUGUACAAACUCUACCAGAUGGCUGUUCACAAGGACCCUCCUGACAAACCCUCCGAGAGCCAGGUGAGGCUAGUGCCAGUCAACUUUGAGGACCCGCAAUUCACAGCAUCCUAUCAGCAGUCGGUGGCACUGUACGCCCGCUACCAGAUGGCCAUUCAUGGUGAUGACCCCGGCGCAUGUAGUGAGAGUGAGUUCCGGAGAUUUCUCUGUGAUUCACCACUAGAGGCGGAAUAUUCUCCAGAUGGUCCUGAGGUGGGCUACGGUUCCUUCCACCAGCAAUACUGGCUGGACGGGCGCAUUGUGGCGGUGGGGGUGAUCGAUAUCCUGCCCACCUGUGUGUCAUCUGUCUAUCUGUACUACCACCCAGACUUUGCCUCACUGUCUCUGGGCUCCUACUCUGCUCUCAGGGAGAUUGCUUUCACCAGACAACUGCAGAAACAGUCCCCCAAGCUGUCCUACUACUACCUGGGCUUUUACAUACACUCCUGUUCCAAGAUGCGAUAUAAGGGGAAUUACCGGCCUUCAGACCUCCUGUGCCCAGAGACCUAUGUCUGGGUACCAAUAGAGCAGUGCCUACCCAGGCUGGAGAACUCCUGUUAUGCUCGUUUGAAUCAGGAUCCUGAUGCAGGAGAUGCUCGGGUGCUGAAGGAUGUGGGCAGAGUGCUGGUACUAUACAAACGUACUGUCAUGCCCUAUGCAGUCUAUGUCCGCAAACGCAAGGGCUCCAGCGAGGAGAGGGAGGUGCAGCAGUAUGCCAGCUUGGUCGGCCAGGAGUGUGCCGAAAGGAUCGUGCUAUAUCGCGCCUGAACAUACAGCUUCACACCACUGCUCCUUUCUAAUGAAGCAGUGUCCCAGCAGUGUCUGUCUGUUUCUGUCUCCUCACUGUCAGUGAAAGUGCUUUCUGCUGCUUUGCCCCCUGUAUUCUCACCAUGUUUAGCCCUACACAGA
Molecule: messenger RNA, 1904 nt
Organism: Monopterus albus (swamp eel)
Lineage: Eukaryota; Metazoa; Chordata; Actinopteri; Synbranchiformes; Synbranchidae
Gene: ate1
Product: arginyltransferase 1
Exons: 13
Coding region: 108-1763 (551 amino acids)
Biological process (GO): protein arginylation
Cellular component (GO): cytoplasm
Molecular function (GO): arginyl-tRNA--protein transferase activity
Source: RefSeq, a predicted model, not a curated record